AUGUCCCAUGCCCUUCUCCUACGACUGUUUUUAUCACCGUCCUUCUUCUCUGUUCAUGUGGCCUUACAAUAUUUGAUGCUGUAUGCCGACAAUAUAGGCAUCACAUACUACCUUACCCGAAGGUUGAAAGAACUUGACACUCAGGAAUUACGCGAAGUAUGGGGUUUCAUAUGUCAUUUGCUCGUCACCCGGCCUUCCAAAUCACGGGCACUGGAAUGCUUUGUAGUAGACAUCUCACAACGGUCCACGCAUAUAGCCAUGAUUACCCUUUGGCUUAUGCAAGCUUCUUUGCAAGAUCUAUCCUCAUCACGUAGUUCUCCGUCUUUUCAGGUAUGCCAGCGGACGUUACAAAGAUGUCAUGACAUCAUCUUUGGUGAUCUUCCAACUCCAGUCUCUGGUCCGUACUCUGGCUUGGACAUGCCGUUCCAGACGCGCUUCUCACGUCGGAAGGUUAAAACCCAUGUCGAACCGGUAUUCAUUGGACUUGGAUUGAUGUUAGCUGGAACUCCUGCCGUGCCUGAGCUUACUGAGGUCAUGGGUGAGGUUGCGUUGCAGCAGGGCCGUGCUGACGAGGACGGAUCAGACCUGAAAAGCGUCCAGACCGAUAACAAUGACGUUACUUCAGGAUCAGGGAAGACCACCCGCGAUGACUCUGGGGAUGAUGAUGACGGUGGUUCAGAUGGAAAAAAUGAAGAUGGCCGUACGGCUAGUUCUCAUGAACACUCUUCUAAUGAUAGUUGUGCCCUCCAUGAUCCUGCGGUUUCCAAGAAGAUUCUCAAACGUCGUCGGACGGUUGUUGCCGCGCAGACAAGUCCCGCUCUGGUUCAUUUGCAAAACAUGCAUCGGUCAACAUUAUCUGAGGAUCCACUCGAUCAGCUUGAUCCCUCACAACCAUCACGCAUUGCCAGCCCAUACCAAUCAUCUCCUUCGAUACCAACUACCCAGCAUCCUUUUCGGCAGAAUACACUGAACUUUGGCGAUUCCCUCCUUCAACGGUAUGAUUUGGAUUCACAAGCGCAUCUCCUCAAAAGUCACUAUUACCGUUCAGAAAUUCAAUUCUUAAUAACGCUCGAACAUAUCUCUAACCGCCUACUCGUCGUGCCAAAACCUGCGCGAGUAAGCGCCCUUAGAGCUGAAUUAACUGCUCUUAACCACAAGCUUCCUGCAGAGGUAUGCAUGCCUAUGUGGUGCUCUUCAUCCGAUAAGUCUGCAUAUCGGAAUGCCUCUCAACCGCACCACAAGAUAGUUCGAAUCCCCCCUGGCGAAAGCGUUGUGCUUAAUUCUGCGGAGCGAGCACCUUAUUUGCUCAUUAUCGAGAUACUGCACGAUGACCUCGACUUUGAUCCGACAAAGAGAAGCAAUAAGGAGACGCUGAAGCGGAUCGUAACAAAGGAGAACGAACGCAAAGGUGCUUCGAGAGAACUCAUUGCUUUCACCAGGUCACCUCUUCCUUCGAAACACAAGCCCCUUGGGGAUCUUGUUGUUGGCUCCGAAAACGCCUUGGGAAAGGAGUCCGCUGAGGAGGCAGAAGCUCCGCUGGUCCCUGUGGCUUCUGCUACCAGCAGUACAAGUUCUCUCAUUGGUGAUGAUGAAGAGAUGGACCUCGUUGAACAACUGUACGGAGCCGGCGAGUCUCUCCGCAGGCCAAUAGACCUUACCGAGUCCAUUGUACUUCCACCAGUGCUGAAGAACAAGGAAUUGGAUAUGGUCGCGUGGUCUCGAACCUCUUCCUUAUCUUCUUCGCCCAACCCAGAAGGGAUAUUAUCGCUGUCUUCUUCACCCGCCUUUCCACCCACUGGUGAUCGGUCUUUGACACUACCUUCAACCGCUCAGCUGCCAGAUCCACCACCUAAUAGUAACAGCAAUAGCCGUAUACUCUCGCUUGACGAUUACUCCGAACGCAUGCGUACGGCAGCUGUCAUGCUUUCGCAGCUCAAUGCGAACCUUAUUCGCGAAGCAGUAACCACAUUACCUUCUUCCGAUUCAACUGCGGCCCUUGUUAGUUUGAGUUCGCCGUCUGGUCCUCUGAGUUGGCUCCCUGGUUCUGGUUGGCUAAUCAGUCCGCAUCACCAGGCAAACAGCGGGCCACUACACCCCUCGCUCGCUGGAAGGGUUGGUGAUUCACCAGCGACCACACGGAUGCGUGUGCAGCAUGCAGAGGCAGCCGCCAUCAGAGACCGUAUAAUGAAGGAGAUGAUUGCGCUUGAGGAAGAGCGAAUGGAGCGUAUGCGAGAACACAGGGAAGGAGAAAGGAUAAUGCGCAUUGGUGAUGUGGGCGAUAACCUGAAGACUGCUGAGGACGAAACAAUCAUCAAACGUGAGCUGAACAAGGUCGAUCCUUCCGCCUUAAUAUUCAGCGAAUCUUGGGCGACAAAGAAGAGUCGAAUACAGCACGGAUCGCCGUAUGGUCAUCUAGCGAACUGGGAUUGUGUCUCUGUGAUUGUCAAAACUGGCGGCGACCUUCGCCAAGAACAGGUCGCCGUUCAGCUUAUACAACAGUUUGAGCAAAUUUGGCAAGAAGAGGACUGUCAAUGCUGGGUCCGCUACUUCCAGAUUCUAAUCACUGGCGCAUCGUCGGGCUUGGUAGAGACCAUAACAGAUGCCGUGUCAAUACACUCCAUCAAGAAGUCCGAAUAUGCAAGACGGUUGGCGGAAGGCCGUUUUGGAUAUGUCACUCUCUUAGAUCACUUCAAGUCGACUUACGGUGAUCCAUCUACGGCCAAGUUUGUCCGAGCGCAACGCAACUUUGCGAAGUCACUCGCAGGUUAUUCCAUCGUAACGUACCUGUUGCAAAUAAAGGAUCGGCACAAUGGGAACAUAUUGCUAGACCGAGAGGGGCACCUUAUUCAUAUAGAUUUUGGGUUCAUGUUGUCCAAUUCUCCGGGUAACAUAGGUUUUGAAGCUGCACCAUUCAAGCUACCACCGGAAUAUGUCGAAGUGCUGGGGGGUGUGGAUGGAGAGUCUUUUUUGGAGUUUAAGCGUCUGUUUCGUGAGGGGUUCGAGGCAGCGAGAAAACACUGCGAUCGAAUCAUAAUUCUGGUGGAACUGAUGCAAAAAGACUCCAAGCUGCCGUGCUUUGCUGCGUUCGGCGAACAGACUGCGGCUCAGCUGCGUGAUCGCUUUCAACCCGCUUUGACUCAUUCCCUUGUGGGUGAAUAUAUCGACCGUCUCAUUGAUACCUCCUUGGGCUCCAACUGGACGCGUCUUUACGACUCCUAUCAAUAUUAUUCGCAAUCCAUUCUGUAG
Suillus fuscotomentosus is the source of this 3246-nucleotide messenger RNA. Its product is annotated as kinase-like protein. Gene Ontology annotation, molecular function: 1-phosphatidylinositol 4-kinase activity. The record is from RefSeq and is a predicted model, not a curated record. Gene Ontology annotation, cellular component: cytoplasm; membrane. Bases 1 to 3246 code for a protein of 1081 amino acids. NCBI's taxonomy places the organism in Eukaryota, Fungi, Basidiomycota, Agaricomycetes, Boletales, Suillaceae. Gene Ontology annotation, biological process: phosphatidylinositol-mediated signaling; phosphatidylinositol phosphate biosynthetic process. The transcript has 13 exons.